Molecule: messenger RNA, 9339 nt
Organism: Porites lobata
Lineage: Eukaryota; Metazoa; Cnidaria; Anthozoa; Scleractinia; Poritidae
Source: the annotation of a GenBank genome assembly
AUGGGGGACGAUUUACCUUGGAAUCUAAACAUUCUAGAUCCGAUGGACGAUGAUUUUGGAUUCAGAUUUAUGGAUGUGUCAAAGGAUGGUGUUGACGAGCUUAUUGCUCAACGAGAAAACGAAAAUACGAAGAAAAAGACGAUGUAUGACCUGAACAUUGUUCCAAAAAAUUUCUUUGCGAGUACGGAAAGAAGAGAGACUAUAAGAGAAAAUCCCACCGGGGAAGCUGAAUGUAUACCUCAGUGAAUUCAUUAUUGUAGCUAGAAUUAACGAAGAAGAGAGAACAAUAUGAGCCGUCCUCUCUCAGAGGAAUCUUAUCAAGUAUUGACCGGUUAUAUCUUACAAGGCGUGAAUAUGGGAAAAGGCUAUUCAUUGAUCCCGAAUUUACGAGAUUGAGAGACUCAUCGAAGGCAAAGCAAAAAGAACUGAAAUAAUGUGCCCGAAUAAUAUAUUACACUUCGGUCUCAGAGGUUACACAGGAUAACGAAAUUCAAAGUUACGCUGGGGUGAUGUUGUUUUCGCGACUGACAGUCAAGGCAAAGGACAUGUUGUUCAUUCAAAGAGACAAACGAAGAGCAGAAAGGGCGACAACUCACGGAAUGUUAAUUAGGCCCGCUGAGAAACCGAUAAUGUAUGAAAAUUAAAUCUCAAUGCGACAUAUUUCCUUUUGUUUUCGUCAACUUCAGAGCCAGUUGCGAAAAAAGAGAUACUGAAAAAAUUUGUUGAAAGGAGCAAAUAUUGCCUAGAAAUCUUUAAUAAUACUUGGGAAAAGCUAGCCUGUUCUUCUCCUUUAAGAUCGUUGAGCGAGCGUAUGAAAAUUAAUAGAAAUGGCGGGGAUUUAUUGACCGCCAGCGAAUGUUGGAAAUUUUUCUUGGUAUUAAGGGGAGGUCAAACUACUUACCUUCCUCCGAGGAAGUGUGUGGCGCCUGACUUCGGCAAUGAAACCCUCAACGGCUCUUUCGCUCUGCAAGGUUAACGAACCCAACAAUCGAAUAUAGCGGUGCCAGGAUGUAAUAUAACACUUUAUUUAGCUCUGAAAACCUCAUGCCACCAAUCAAGAUUAACCCUGCAAAACGAACGACAUUUGGAACUGUUUUGCUUUCCAGAAAAUGAAGAGAACAUGCUUCCAAUACAAACAUUAAAAAAAAAAAAAAAAAAAAAAAAAAAAAAAAAAACGAAAAUAAGGCGUGUUUCAAACGUCGUGCUACUGCUGUGCUAAGCUGGCUCGACUGUAGCUCGACUGCAGCAAGACACUAACACGACUUGGUUUCAGACGUCGAAUUUAGUUCAGUAGAAUAGAACGGCUUUUGCCGAAAACAAAACACAAAAAUAAAGAAACGGUUUAGCAAACCUUUAAAUGUGUUCUAAUGUAUUUAUGAUUUCUGAAUUGAGUUCGGCACGGCAGUAGCACGACGUUUGAAACGGGCCUGAUUUUAUGUUUAUGACAUAAUAUGUAUGCUACACUACCAGGAGCUUUUAAUACCAAGAAAUCCAUCUCUUAGAGUGUAACAAUAAAGCUUUAGAAUUCCCCUCAUUUUAAAAAUCAGAAAUCAAAUAAGCCUCGUGUGGUAUUUGAGAAACAUGUCACAACCAAACUUCAUUUCAGUUUUUUUUAAUAAUGUCUGUAUGAUGUUGGUUCCUUUUACUUUCUUAAAAAGCGAAAUAGUUUAAUAUUUAAACUUUCGUUCGUUUUGCGUCCUAGUUUUGUGAAAAACUUACCUGAAACUUGAGAAUUGAUUCACUCCGUUUCCAAACCCUUAUCGCCAAACUUCAGAGUCAUUCAGUUUUUCUUCAUUCGGCGUUCUGUAAAAAUACCCCUGCUGGCUUACAACGCCAAACAAUUGAUUCCUCUUGAUCGCUAACAAUUUGAACUCGCAGGGUGUUUUUAUGUUGGCAUAUUAGAGAACUUAAGCAAAGGCGCUUUUGAGCGACGCACAUCAACCGGAUGUGAGGUAUUUUUCAUUUAAAGCACCUUGACACUACCAAAUUUUUUUCUAAGAAAAGACGGUCUUUUCUAAGGAAAAGUCGCUAAAGUUCGGUGUUCCUAUCUUGAACGGUUUUGAAGUUAUCUUUGGAGACCGAGGUAGGAUUUUAUCGCCUGGUUUUUAAUUUUUAUUUGCUUGGCAGCAAUCAAGUGAAAAACGAAAAGAAAUGAUCAAAAUCUAUGAUAAUUUAAAUUCAUUUAUUAUUAACAUAUAGAUUAGUUCAGCGGGGGCUGGCAACGGCCUUUGAUCUUGCCGCUUUUCGGCUUUCCAUGAUCGCCCCAGUUAAGGAAUCUGUCAAUCAUUCGAGAACUGUAGCGAGCAUGCGCGAAACGGGCUGAGAACAACAACAAGAUCAAGAAGUUCGUCUUCGCAGCGAUUCGACAGUGUGGAGUGAAUUCGCUUUUGGUCCUGUUGGUCAUUGCUUUCUUUGCUGUAACCGAUUUUUUCCGCAGUAAUGUGGGGCUUACGUUUUCCUUGCUUCUGGUCUUGCGUUUGUCAUUACAUGCGGUUUACUGACUACGCUAAGAACCAGACCAGUGAAUAGUUAUUGUACAUGUACAUGUUCCUCGAUGCCCGACCUUUUGGCUCACUACAGGCUUUCAAGCUGUGUUUCUGUUUAGAAGACCCACAAGACUAGAAAAAGAGCCAACCCUCCAAUGCGUAUGAAGAAGAGUUUAUAUUUUCAAGUGAAAGUUCGGAAAUUAAUCCUUCGGGACAUUAAAAAAAGCGCGGUGGCCGUGGUCAAAUAGAAGAGUUGUCAGAGUUGUUUACGGCUUUAGUACACCUUUAAGAGGAAAAGAAAUGAUGAUUGAGAUUCUUAAUUCUUCAUCCUUGAUUGUGAACUUAUCCUGGCAGAUUUGCGUUGGAUGAUUGAGUGGCAUGUGGUCAAAUCUCGUAGUUCAUGUAUUAGAAGCUAAAUAAAUUUUGCCAAGAGAUCAUUCACUCUAAAGAUGCUUAAGUUCUUAUCUUCGUGUGAUUUAAUUUAAACUUUACCGUAGUUUCUAAGAAAUGAAUAUAGGCAAAUGAAAGGGUAAUUAUUUUGUGUGUUUGGAAUUCUCUUUUCAUGACAGCAGUUACUACACUGCCUUCAGUUUGAGUCCUCAUUCAAUUGUGUUUUGUUUUGUUGCAAACAAAGAGGGAGAAAUUAUAAAUAUUUUAUUCCAAAAACUACACUACCCACUGGAACAAGAGUAUGGUUUAAAAAAGAUUAGCUAAGGUCAGGAAAUAAAUGUUCAAGUUUGCAUGUUUUGACAAGGACUACAUCUGGCUAAAUAUGCUUCAAAGAGCAUUUAUAAAAUUAAAAAAAUGAUGACAUUUCUAUUUUUGCCUUUCCUUUGGCCACUGUGAUCAGUUUUUGCCAUAUAGUUGCAUGUAAUGUUUUACACGUUUGGACAUCAAUCUACCAGGUUAGUUUGUGUCUGUGUAAAAAUGUAGUUUACUGUUAAUGAAAUCAAAGUAAACCCUCUCAACUUAAAAAUUGCCUUGUACUAGUGGAUAUUGAAAACACCAUAGGAUGCCUUCGAAAAAAAAUGUAAAAUGAUUAUUAAGAUAGUGUUAGUUGCAGUCAACAAUAACAGUUAGAAACUUGUGUUGAGGCUGGCAAAACUAUUUUUCAGAGACCAGAAGCCUUCACUGACUCUGCUGUUACAAUAAGUGGUAAAAGGGAGUUAAAAUGUGAGAUCACCUCCCUGGGCUUACACUGAAAGAGAGUAUGGGUAGUCGGACACACUGUGCAUUUCCCUACCCGUUUUUAGACAAGAGACAUUACUUUAUAAUCCUGAUUCAUUUCCUUUAGCGUACAAAAUUAAGGUAGCUUUUAAACUUAAAAACAUGGAAAAACUUGGGGAGUAAAAUGGUGGUACCAAUAGACUGUACUCUAUAGACCACUUCUUCUUCAACCCUCACAACCCAAACAGACACCUUGUUCGAAAAAAGGGUGAAAUGGUCACCACCCUAAAUCAGCAGCACAUACCCAUCUAGGCCAAAUAAUCCAAGGGUAGUAUCGUAGAAAGAACUGCUAAGAGGAUAGAGCUCAAGCCCGACAAUAACUUCUUUUGAUGGUUGAUAAAAAAUCAAUUUUACCUUGUAUAAUUUAGUUGUAAAUCAGAUUCAUAACUUACACAAACAAUAAACUUAAGUUGUAUAUUUUUCAAGCCUCUUCUGAUUCUCUUUAUAAACUUUGCAAAACAUUCAGUUUUCUUUUUUCUGUUUCUUGUACUUCAGUCCUUUGAGGGAUUUUCUCAACGCAUACCCUUUCCUGAUGUACUCACUCUUAUUAGCAACUGAAUUAGCCUCUUGUUCUUACACUAAACCGCUAUAAUCAUUCAAGUAUAAUUCAUAACUAAAGGGUAAUUUUUGUAUCAACAAUUUCAAGAAAAUACUUGAAACCGAAUUCACUAUCUCAUACAAAACUACUAAACACGGUAUUGCUGUUGGAAAUUUAUUGAUUAUCACUCCAAUGACAUUGCAGUGAAGGUUUUGAAGGUUCAGUAAACCCCUCCCUGCAGCCUUUUGAUAUUAAAAAUAGCUUAUACUUACAGACCCAGUAUAUGUGAAGCAAGCGAUUGGAACGUUUUCCCUGGUUUUUUCUAAACUGGCCCUGUAUUCUGUAUUUACGCCCAUAAAUAUUUGUUGUGCCUCCCGGUGUACACAAACAAACUUACGAACAGCGAAGUAGAAAAUCAGUGGUUUAAUGAACAUUCACAUAUGACCGUUGCAAGACUCAUACCAAUAUAUUGUGCCCGUAGCAUAGAGUCUUAAUAUCACUGUAAGUGGAAAAAUAUAAGAAAUGGAGCAAGAUGGACCCUCGAAAAUUCACGAAGCUUUAAAUAAAAAUAACUGAAGUUGCCGAGAUCCCGAAUCACGAUAAGUGAAGUCACCCAUGAACUUUUCAUACAUCACGCCUCCUGAUGUCCAAAAGGACCAUUAAAAAAGUCCGUAGAAACCUUCUCUUGAUAUUUGUACGCGGGAAAACUUAAAACCGAGCAAAAACUCAUCGUCCUUCCAUGUCUGGAUUCUCCGCCAUAUUUGUUUUCAAGGAAAAUUUGUACUCAGUCUCACGCGGCCGAAUUUCUUAACUAGGGCGAUCAUGUAAACUCGGUUCCAGACCUCGCUGCCAGCCCUCCCUGGAUUAGUUCUUCAAAAUGUACUCGGGGUGUUGGAUAUCAGGAAAUUAUCCGGCUUCCUCUUGGGCGAAAAGGAUGAAGACUUCUACAAAUGGAUUUAAUGACUUCAUUGUUUCUGUAUCUUUCUUUUCUGCUUUUUUGACCAGUUUUGAAAAAAAGCAAUAUAUACACACUUGAACCCUUUUUACCAAAAAAAAAAAAAAAGCAAACAAACAAAAGUCGCUGCUGGGCUAACACGUCAAAUUUGAACAUUUGAAUAGUUUUGUUUUUCAAAAAUUUGAGCAGCUUGCUUUCUAGCUUAUUACCCAUAACUCCUAGGCAAUCUAAAAUUAAUGGGCCAAUAUAUAAUUUCAAUUCAAAAUUCAACUGGUCCUCCUUUUUUGGAAUAAAGCAAAACAAAUGUACCAUUUAUUCAUGAACCUCGAGGUGAUUUACGUUUUUUAAUUUCUUAGGAAUUAAGCGUCGGGACGAGAAAGGCUAUUCUGUGCAGGGCCGGUAAAAAGACGAAUUAACACUCUUUACAUGAAAAUUGCCCUCACUAACAGUUAAAAGGUGACUUUGGUUAGACAAGUGUCAAAAUGCCUUGGUGAAAACGUCGUAAAACCAACAGAAACCAAAAAAAAGCCACAGAUUACCGCAAAUCAUGAAUUAAAAAGCUUGAAACUUUACAAGCGACUGGGCUUGGCCCUACCUUGUUGCAGUGAAGACCUUACGAUCUCUUAACAGUGAAAAGAUCACUGAAAAACGGACUUCGCUUACUUAAAUCAAGAUCGGUCAUUCUUUUAUUUCUUGGGAAAUUAAUCUAGAGCUAAAGAUUGCGGACAAUAAAGGACCGUGCAGGUCUCCAUUCAGAAAUAUGGCGCUUUAUAGGGCUCAAAAAUCAACCUUGUAAAUUUGUCGAAACUUGAGAGUUUAUUGAUCAAAACUUGUGGACUUAUCAAAGUUUUAUUAUCUUAAGGUUUAAAUUUUAAUUAUCAAACUCUCGGUUAAAUUCAUACAAUACCCCGCUAUUGAAUUCAUCGAAACCUUACAUUUCGUCGAAGGACUGAAUUUUCGAGGUCGAACUGUAAUGAUGUGAAAUCUGUCGAAACCUUACUUCAUCAAAACAACAAAUUGGUAAACAGUUAAUUGAAUUGACCUUGAACGGAACGUUAGAAUCAUCAAACGUUGAAUUCGUCAAAUUGUUGAAUUCGUCGAAACACUAAAUUCUUGGAACCAGUCUAUCACGUUCUCUGAAGUCCCACCAGCCUUUGCAAGUAAGGUUUCCUUGUGGUACUGUCAUUAUUAAAGAGAAAAGGAGAAAAGCAACAGAUUACGGCAGGAGCCUAUCAAAGGCUCCUGAUUACGGCUAAGAAAUGGCUAAUUGAAACCUUACUAUAAACUGCGGUUUACUACAUUUUAAACGUUUUAACAGUUAUGCCUCUGUGACGUUUGUUAUCAUUUAGAAUAAAAACCUGCUCGGCAACAAGAUGUGAAAGGUAAUUCCCUUGUUUUGCACUGUGCAUCAUCUAGUACGCAUAACAUUGCGCCUUCAAAGGUGGCGGCGAUUUUCAAAUGGUUGGCAAAAAGUUAAAAAAAGAGGUAAUUAUAGCCUCUUUUGUAGUCCUAAUAGUUUUAAAAACGAUUUUAAUAAUUCUACCCGGCUAAAAGGGUGUUUGUCUUGAAACUCGCCCCAGUCCCCUCGCGCAAAAUGAUCACUUGAAGCCGAAAUUUUUCCCUAUGUUGUCGUUUUGCCAUAAAAGAGAACGGUAACCCCCCCCUCCUUUAUAUUUGUGUUGUUUACUCGUUAUGGCUACACCAAAAAAUAUAUUAAGGAGAAAAAAUCAGUAUAGUAGAAGUUGUAUUUUUUUAGAUAUAAAUAACGUGAAUUCUCGCAUUUAGUCAAGAGCAACAGAGGAACGAGAUAAUAAAGAGUUUAAGAUACCACGACGGCGACGGCCACGAAAACGUCUCUUAAACUCGCUUGCUUUGUCAAAUGCAAGCGAACUCUCAUGGAGCCGAAUUCCAAACAAACAUAUCCAUGUUCAGAGAGAGAGAAAGAAAAUUUCGUCGACGCUUGUUUACGUCCUCCAUAAAACGUGAUAUUAGGCUGCGUGCAAACGGGCGCAACAACUCCCAACAUUAUUGCGCCAAAAAUGUUGGGAAUUGUAGCGUGCGUGUUGUCAGUGGUGUGCAAACGGAUGCAACAACUCCCAACAAGUUUGGGACGUGCAGUGCAUCGUGGGAAGAAUACAACCCAUAGGUCUUUGUAAUCCAUGCGUAAUGAGCGUGCGUGGCCCCUACGAUGUUGGAAGAACCGUGCAAACGGAUCCAACAUUGUUGGGCUACGCUUCGGCGAUCACGGAACAAAAGAAGUGUUGGGAGUUGUUGGCUCAAAAGUUUGGCCGGUUUCAAACUUUGCGCAACAACACGCAACAACAUGCAACAGGGUGUGCAAACGGACGCAACAUGUAACAUCCAACAACGUUGGGAGUUGUUGGCCAACAAUGUUGCGUCCGUUUGCACGGGGCGUUAAACUCCCUAAUGUUACAACCAGUGGCGGAUCCAGGAGAAGGGCCCGGGGGGCCCGCCUCCCCCUUAUUUUUAGACCAAACUAAGGCCCGAAGAGCCGAAAAAAAUUUUUUUUGAGACCGGGCGCCCCCCUUAUCUGAAGGUCUCGAUCCGCCACUGAAAACUGUCCAUUUCGUUACAUUUUUUCAAAGUCGGGUAAUUUGAGGUCACUUAACUGAAGAAACAUAGCCUAGACAAACAAACGAGCUUAAGGUUGUAAUAAGAUACAUAGUUUUUGCUAUAAAAUAAGAAUUUUUGACGGUUGUUUAAGUUUCGAACAUUUCGCGCGCAACAACUGCUCAAGGGGUUUAACGCCUGGGUGAGACCUAGAAAAUAUUUUUUCUUUACAAGUAAAUCUUGAGGUUUUCUUGUGCUAAAGUUCAUUAUGGUCACGUAACAUAUCACGUGACCACAAAUUGAAAAUGAAGGGAACUGGCCAAAUGGUGGAGAAUUUAAUUUGUUUGGAUAAACAAGUUGGCAUUUCUGAAAGAUGAUAAACAUGUAACCUUUGGAAUGAAUGUACGCGAAGGGUUUAAGAUUAAAGUUUUAGAUAAUUCAAGAUUAAAUUUGGGCGUUUAAAAUGGUGUUUUCCCUCAUAACGUUUUAUUGAAGUGCAAUCAGGACGGAUAUUUCAAACGUGAAGAGUUAGAAAUGUUUAAUAUGAACUAGAAAAAUGUUCUUGCUCGGUUUCUUUUCUUAAACGGGCCACCAAUUGGUCAAUAAUUUCCGAUAUCUAGCAAAAUUAACACAAUUAACACAAUAUUUAUACUUGAAAAUGUUAAGGACGAUCAGUUCUUUAUGUGUGCCAAUUUUUGAUUCAGCGCCAUCAUCUAUGCCAAAGUUGUUGUAGCCAGUAAUUUAUUCUUCCACAGGUGAGAAAGAACUAAGUUAGAAUUACGGGAAUGCAAGGCUAAAACAAGCACGGUGACCCCAUCUUUAUAUUGCAGUUUUUGAAUGUCCCAUAUAUGUCUGGCAUUUGUGGCAAGUUUGAAAAAAACCGGGUAACUUACAUCAUUUUCAAGGGAAUUACUUCGAGCUAAAACAAGAAAUUCAUAUGCAAGAAAUUUCUUAGGAAAGGAGCAGGUAAAUCAAUUGAGUCUCGUUAAUUUCCUCAAAAGAGUGGCGCCAUGUCGAAAGCAUCAGCUUUUCCUUUAACGUUUCUAAGUGUGCCGUGCUCUAUUUGUAGCGUGUUGUGUUUGAAUUAAAAUAUAUGAAAUGAAUCAGUAAAAGGUGUAUAUUUUGAACUGCGGAUAAAGAUAUGAAAGUGAACAAUCCUCGCAGCAGAAUAUACAACCUUAAGCGGUUGAAAAAGAACCAGAAAAAUUCAAGCUUGACGGGGAAUCGAAAUUCUCCUUUAUUCACGCUCUACCUUUCAACAAUUGGAGAACUAAGAAGGGCAAUGCUGAGCAAGGAUGACAUGCAGAGACGAAUUGACGCGCUCUAGUAAACUAGCUUACGUAACCAAACUACACUCGUUGAGUUCUUCUACUAAGAGCUUUCUGGGAUGUUUGCUUAGUUACCUCACCGACCGACGUCAGUUUCUUCGGAAAUAUGCCAGGAAGUCCAAUCUUGCGUUGGUGGACUUUGGCGUUCUUCAAGGCUCUCGUCUGGGUUCCCUCACCUCCUACUUAUAUGUGGCGGGAGACCUGCAACAGACCCAGCAUCGUCCAUGCUACUAA